Molecule: messenger RNA, 2283 nt
Organism: Hibiscus syriacus
Lineage: Eukaryota; Viridiplantae; Streptophyta; Magnoliopsida; Malvales; Malvaceae
Product: dolichyl-diphosphooligosaccharide--protein glycosyltransferase subunit 2-like
Exons: 20
Coding region: 52-2139 (695 amino acids)
Biological process (GO): protein N-linked glycosylation
Cellular component (GO): oligosaccharyltransferase complex; membrane
Source: RefSeq, a predicted model, not a curated record
CGAUCACUUUGCACACAGCGAAGACUGUGAAGACUUCAAACGGAAAAUACAAUGCCGACGAAUUCACAUUCCGAAAUGUCCAGAAGUCUAGUUGGAUUUAUGGUUCUAUUACACUUUCUAUCAAUCUGUGAAGCCGCUUCGUUUUUUCAGCCGAUCUCCGAUUCUCAUCGAUCUGCCGCUCUUGAGCUCUUCAGUCCCGACCGUGGAUCAUUCAAGAGUUUAGAAGAGACAUACGAAGCACUAAGAACAUUUGACGUUCUUGGAAUUAAAAAGAAGCCUAAUGUAACCGCCACAGCUUGCCGUUUAAUUUCGGUAGCUGUUGGGUCAUCAUCAUCAACCCCAAAGGAUCUUUUCUACGCUUUAAAAGCAAAUAGCAUAGCGAAAUGCAAGAUAAAAGAUAAAGCUUUUCAGGGCAUUAUAACAAGACUUAAUGCUGCUGUCAAUAGCGCAAGUUCAUUGCUUGAAUUCCACUACUCAGUAGGAGGUUUGGUGCUUAUCAAGUUGCUGGAUCAGAGUUCCAAACCUGACGUUCAUCUUGUUAAUGCUGAUGGAAUUUUUGACUCGGUCAAGGCUUUCAGCCAGAGUGAUGGUAGGUGGCGCUAUAGUUCAAAUAAUCCCGAGUCCAGUGCAUUUGCUGCUGGAAUUGCACUUGAAACGCUUGCAGGAGUUGUUUCGUUAGCAUCUUCUGAACUUGACCAAUCUUUGAUCAGUACUCUCAAUAAUGAUAUAAGCAAGCUUUUUGACAGUAUUGAGAAAUAUGAUGGUGAGGCUAUUUACUUUGAUGAUAAACUUGUUGAUGGACAUGACCAUCAAGGUCCCUUAGCAACCACCUCGUCUGUUGUUAGAGGACUAACAGCAUUUGCAGCGCUUCCAGGAAACAAGACACUUGGAUUGGCUAACUUUUUCCUUGGUAUCGGAGUUCCUGGUGAUGCCAAAGAUUUAUUCAACCAAAUAGAUUCCUUAGCUUGUCUGGAAAGCAACAGGGUUUCCAUCCCACUGAUCCUAUCACUUCCAUCUACAGUGCUUUCGUUGACCAAAAAGGACUCACUCCAGGUUAAAGUUAACACUGUGCUUGGUUCAAAUGCACCACCUCUUACUGUGAAGCUUUUGGGAGCUUUUACUUCUGGUUCAAAGGAUGCAUCUCUAGUUGAAAGCCAGGAACUUGUGUUUGAUGCUGGAACUGGGCUACAUAACUUGAAAAUUUUGCCAAAAAGUAUAGAUGUUGGAAGUUACACAUUUGUUUUUGAGAUUGUGCUUCAUAAACCUGAGGAUGAAAAGGUUUAUGUCACCGGAGGCCCAAAGAAAGUACCAAUAUUUGUCUCAGGACUUAUCAAAAUUGAAAAUGCAGAAAUCGCUAUACUUGACAGUGAUCUUGGGAGGAUAGAAACACAGAAAAAGCUAGAUUUAGCUGGACAAAGUGCUGUAUCAUUAUCAGCAAACCAUCUCCAAAAGCUACGCGUAUCCUUUAAGUUGACAACUCCUCAUGGACUUGCUUUUAAGCCACAUCAGGCAUUACUCAAGUUGAGACAUGAAAGUAAGGUUGAGCACAUCUUUGUGGUUGGAAACUCUGGAGAACAGUUUGAAAUAGUUCUAAAUUUUCUUGGGUUGGUUGAGAAAUUCUUCUAUCUCUCAGGUAGAUAUGACAUUGAGCUCACUGUUGGUGACGUUGUUAUGGAGAACUCUUUAUUACGAGCUAUUGGGCAUAUUGAGUUAGAUGUACCAGAACCACCUGAGAAGGCACCCCGCCCUCCUCCACAACCUGUUGAUCCCUACUCAAGAUAUGGGCCCAAAGCAGAGAUAACACACAUCUUCAGGGCUUCCGAAAAGCGUCCUAAGAAGGAGCUUUCUCUUGCGUUCCUGGGUCUUACCUGCUUACCAUUACUUGGAUUCUUGAUUGGGCUAUCACGAUUGGGGGUGAAUUUGAAGAUCUUUCCUAUGGAUACCAUAGCUGCCACAUUUGCCAUUUUCUUCCAUGUCGGCAUCGGAGCAGUUCUGUUCCUCUAUGUGUUUUUCUGGUUGAAGUUGGAUCUGUUCCAAACGUUGAAACUUCUUGGUUUGUUGGGAGUUUUCCUUGCGUCUGUUGGCCAUAGAAUCCUUUCCUAUUUGGCUGCUACAUCUGCCAAGCUUAAAUCUGCCUGAGUUGAUUCAACAAUAAUAUCGAUUCCUUUGCAAAGUCCUGUUUCAUGCAAAGUAAAAAAGAAGGGUUAGCAGAUUUUUGUUGGGACAUUUUAAACUCAAUUGUGGUAGGCCCAUUUUGUGAGAUCUAGUCCUUUUAUGAAUGCC